Messenger RNA from Echinostoma caproni, 270 nucleotides. Lineage: Eukaryota; Metazoa; Platyhelminthes; Trematoda; Plagiorchiida; Echinostomatidae. The record is from the annotation of a GenBank genome assembly.
AUGCGGGUGGAGGAUAUGGUUUUGAAAGGAUUUGACAAGAAAAAAGAGCGGAUGUCUUCAGGAGAGGUUUUGGGUGAUACUUUAAUUCGCAUUGCUAACGAAUUGGGCUCCGGAAAUCCACACGGAACUGCUCUGAUGAAAACCGGUGAGGCUGAAAACGCUUUAGGCCAAGCUGAGCGCAGCAUGGUACAGGCAAUUGAGAACGGUUAUCUCAGUUGGCUCCGAAAAUAUGUAAACGAAGACUGCAAGGAAGCUAUGGUAACUUUUUGA